UAAAAUUGAUGUCCAAAGCAUAAAAACCCUCGUUGUUAAUCCACCAAUCUCAUUUUCUUUGCAUACGCUGUUUUUCUUCCUCCGAUGGAACUCUUCUCUCUGCAGUUUCUCCUCUUCAUCUUCCUCCUCUCUCUCUAUUUCUAUUCUUCAAAAACCAAACCCAUCUCCACAGGCUUCAAAGCCUACCCUUUACUCGGAAGCAUACCGGAAUUCCUCAAAAAUCGCCACCGCUUUCUCGACUGGACUACUGAUGUCCUCAGCCGCUGCCCAACCAACACCAGCACUAUCCGGCGUCCCGGAGGGAUUCACGGCGUCAUCACGGCAAAUCCAUUGAACGUCGAGCAUAUGCUCAAGACCAACUUCGAGAACUACCCGAAGGGCCCGCAAUUUAUAUCCAUUCUCGAAGAUUUCCUCGGCCGAGGCAUCUUCAACUCCGACGCUGAUCUCUGGAAGGUUCAGAGGAAGACCGCCAGUUACGAAUUCAACACCAAGUCCCUCCGAAAUUUCGUUUUUGAGAGCGUGACCGUGGAGACUCAGACGAGGUUGGUCCCGAUUUUGAAGAAAGCAGCAGAAACAGGACGUGUGUUAGAUGUUCAGGACAUUUUGGAGCGGUUCGCUUUUGAUAACGUGUGUAAGUUGGCGUUCAACGUCGAUCCGGCUUGUCUCGGAGGCGAUGCCACAGCCGGCGGAGAUUUUAUGCGCGCCUUCGAGGACGCUGCAACGCUCAGCUCAGGAAGGUUCAUGUAUGCGUUUCAAUCUAUUUGGAAAAUGGAGAAGUUCUUCAACAUGAGAAAAGAGAAACGACUGAAGAAAUCGAUAGCCAUUGUUCAUGAAUUUGCGGAGAAGAUCAUCCAAUCCAGACUGGAGCAAAAAGCAGAAAACAAAGACCAAGAUUUACUAUCGCGGUUCGUCGGAAACUAUGACAACUCGCCCGAAUUUCUCCGAGAUAUCGUCAUCAGCUUCAUCCUCGCCGGCCGGGACACCACAUCUUCCGCCCUGACAUGGUUCUUUUGGCUACUCUCCUUGAACCCAGAGGUCGAGACAAAUAUAUUAAAAGAGCUCGAAACAGUCCGGGCCCGAAACGGAAAAAGCAUCGGCGACACCUAUAAUUUCGACGAGCUCCGGGAACUGCACUAUCUGCACGCAGCCAUAUCCGAAACGAUGCGAUUGUACCCACCCGUGCCGGUCGACACAAAAUACUGCUUAAACGACGACGUUCUGCCGGACGGCACGUUUGUUGGCAAGGGAUGGUUCAUGACGUACAUACCCUACUCAAUGGGGAGGAUAGAGAGCAUAUGGGGCAAAGACUGUCUGCAGUUCAAACCCGAAAGAUGGCUGGAAAACGGUGUGUACCGUCAGGAAAACCCGUUUCGGUACCCGAUAUUUCAUGCUGGGCCGAGAAUGUGUCUGGGCAAGGACAUGGCUUAUAUUCAGAUGAAGUCGAUUGCAGCAUCGGUGAUGGAGCAGUUUGAGGUGAAGGUAGAGGAGAAGGACAAGUGUCCUGAGCAUUAUUUAUCACUGACGCUGAGGAUGACAGGCGGGCUAGAAGUGAGAGUGAAGGAGAGAUGUGUGGAUGUGAUAAACUGAGGGUGAAUGCUUGUACGGAAAUAAGUUACAUUGGUAUCACAGUGUAGACAAUCUAUGUGAGUUAAUAUGGUGCAUUCGUAUCGUAGUGCAGUCGAUUUA
Molecule: messenger RNA, 1686 nt
Organism: Vitis vinifera (wine grape)
Lineage: Eukaryota; Viridiplantae; Streptophyta; Magnoliopsida; Vitales; Vitaceae
Product: cytochrome P450 CYP94D108
Exons: 1
Coding region: 85-1587 (500 amino acids)
Molecular function (GO): iron ion binding; monooxygenase activity; heme binding
Source: RefSeq, a predicted model, not a curated record